AUGCAAGUGCCGGCUUUCAUACAAAACACAGCCGUAACAUGGCCAGGAUGGAGAUCCUCUACUUCCAGGCACCUGGCAACAGAGAUUCCAGCAAGCCCGGAACCUCCUUCUCCUCUCGCAGCUCUGCCCACUAGCGUGCUGCUGCGGUCAAUCUUUAUCAACUCCAUUACUUCACGGCCCAAUCUCCUCCGGCCUUCUCUUUGGGUGCUAUCCAAGCUGUCCACCCCAGGGCGCUUUAUGCCCAGCGUCGAUAACAACAUACUUCUCAAAUGGAUUUUAAAACCCACCUUUUACAAGCAGUUCUGCGCGGGCGAGACUGGGGCCGAGACGCAGGCCACCAUGAAGCACCUGAAGGAGAUGGGCUUCCGAGGCACGAUUCUUACAUAUGCUAAGGAGAUUGUGUUUGAUCAUGCUACGGGCGCUCAGCACGGGCUGGGUGUUGCGACUUCUGAAGGAGUUGACACGCAAUGGUGCGAGAGCAUCGAGGCGUGGCGCGCAGGAACUGUCAAUACUGUUGAGCUUUUGGGCGAAGGUGAUCAGUUGGCUGUCAAGUUGACCGGUGCUGGCGCCCUAGUCACAAAGGCAUUUUCCGAGAAAAAGCUCCCUCCCCAGCAGAUGAUGGAUGCCCUAGACGAGAUCAGCACCAAGUGCAAGGAGCGGGGAGCUUACAUCUUGGUCGACGCCGAAUCUCAGCAUUUCCAAUGGGGAAUUAUGCUUGUGUCGAUGUACUUGAUGAAGAAGUACAACACGGACGGCAUCGCGACCAUUUACAACACUUACCAGGCCUAUCUGAAGAGUACGCCGGACACUCUGGCCAAGCAUCUUGCUGCUGCGGCUGAGGCCAAGUUCACUCUGGGUCUCAAGUUGGUGCGCGGAGCUUAUCUGGCUUCUGACGAGAGAUGCUUGAUCCACGACACGAAGCAAAACACCGACGACGCCUACGACUCCAUCGCACAGGGAGCACUCAGGCAAGAGAUUGGAAAGUUCGGAGCCAAGAAUGGCGUCCCAUUCCCCUCUGUCAAUCUGCUCCUCGCCAGCCACAACAAGGAUAGCGUCGUGGCAGCCCACCACCUCCACCAGGACCGGCUCCGGGCCAACCUCCCGACGGUCCCAGUCAAGUUUGCGCAGCUCCAAGGAAUGUCGGAUGAAGUCAGCUUCGGGCUGCUCCAGUUGAAGAAUGGGUCGUCAUCCGACCCCGAGGUCUACAAGUGCUCGACCUGGGGUAGCGUGGGAGAGUGUCUGGCAUAUUUGAUGCGAAGAGCGUUGGAGAACCGCGAUGCGGCUUCCAGAACGAGGGACGAAUAUAAUGCGCUCAAGGCUGAGGCGCGGAGGCGGGUGCGAGCUUUCUUUUAG
Molecule: messenger RNA, 1353 nt
Organism: Ilyonectria robusta
Lineage: Eukaryota; Fungi; Ascomycota; Sordariomycetes; Hypocreales; Nectriaceae
Product: proline oxidase
Exons: 3
Coding region: 1-1353 (450 amino acids)
Cellular component (GO): mitochondrion
Molecular function (GO): FAD binding; proline dehydrogenase activity
Source: RefSeq, a predicted model, not a curated record